CAGUAUUUGCUUGCUUGACUUACCGCAAACAUAAGAUAAGAUAUCACCGAGUGUGCCUAUUCAUCUAAAUCAAUUAGCCCAUCGAUCUGUUGAACAAUACAGUCCAUAAUACUUCCAUCCUCGUAGUACGCAUCUCUUCGGAGCAGUUCGUUAACAUGGAUUUCACCGGUAAAGUCGUUCUCAUCACCGGAGCAUCUUCCGGCAUCGGCGAAGGAACCGCCAUCUAUUUUGCCAAGUUUGGCGCAUCGCUGGCCCUUACAGGCCGCAACGAGGCCAAUUUGAACAAAGUUGGCGAGGCGUGUGAAGCCGUAUCGAAGAACAAGCCUCUUCUCAUCAUUGCCGACGUGACGAAGGAGGAAGACAAUAAGCGCGUAGUCGAUGUGAUCGUCGAAAAGUACGGUAAGCUGGAUGUGCUGGUCAACAAUGCCGGCAUUAUAGGGAACGGGUCGAUCGAAAACACCAGCCUACAGCAGUACGAUGAGCUGAUGAACACGAACGUUCGAGGUGUGUAUCACCUGACCAUGCUGGCCGUUCCGUUGUUGGUCAAGACGAAAGGCAACAUCGUAAAUUUGUCAAGCGUCGCCGGAAACCGAUCGUUUCCGGGUAUCCUUGCCUACAGCAUGUCCAAGGCUGCGAUCGAUCAAUUCACUCGCUGCACUGCAUUGGAAUUGGCACCGAAGCAGGUGCGCGUGAAUGCCGUUAAUCCUGGUGUCAUUGUCACGGACAUUCAUAAACGCGGCGGAAUGGAUGAAGAAGCUUACGCUGCAUUCUUGAAGAAGUGUGAACAAACCCAUGCCCUUGGACGUCCAGGUGUGCCGGAGGAGGUUGCUUCAACAAUUGCUUUCUUAGCUUCCGAUGGAGCCAGCUACAUUACGGGCGUGACACUGAACGUCGAUGGAGGCAGACAUGCGAUGUGCCCCCGAUAAAUGGUUGGAUAGACGGAAAUGAACUUUCUUUCGUGUGAACGCAUUUCAAGUGAUUAUGAAAAUAAUGCAUGGCAUUUUAUUCCAACAGUAUCGAAAUAAAAUAAGAUAGAAGG
Molecule: messenger RNA, 1039 nt
Organism: Anopheles coustani
Lineage: Eukaryota; Metazoa; Arthropoda; Insecta; Diptera; Culicidae
Product: 3-oxoacyl-[acyl-carrier-protein] reductase FabG-like
Exons: 2
Coding region: 156-926 (256 amino acids)
Molecular function (GO): oxidoreductase activity
Source: RefSeq, a predicted model, not a curated record